UAACGGAUAUUAACGAGCGCAGCCGGAUGUUUGCGAAGGGAUCAGUGUAAAUUUAGCAUAAUGCUAGCUGUAGAAACAACGGUUUUCAUACCCUUAAUAUAAUAGUUUCGUCUUCUUUUUUUUGCAGUUUAGCGAAACACCGUGAGAUAACACACUAUGGACAGUGAAAUGUCAGAUGUUGACCAUGCACUUGGGCCUGGGAGCAACAGUAUGGAGGGCGAAAAUGCUCCACUUUACUGUAUUUGUCGAAAGCCAGACAUUAACUGCUUCAUGAUCGGCUGCGACAAUUGUAAUGAGUGGUUCCACGGGCACUGCAUUAAUAUCACAGAGAAGAUGGCGAAGGCCAUCCAGGAGUGGUACUGCAUGAGCUGCAGAGAGGAAAACCCACUGUUGGAGGUGAAAUACAGAUCGAAGAAAAACCGAGAGAAGGAACCAGAUUCAGACAGAACCGAAAGACAGUACAGCACCCCGAGCACCCCCGACUAUAGAAGCGAUAGACGACGUGGAUCUAAAGUGAAACGGUCAGUGCGGAUGUGUGGGGAAUGUGAGCCCUGCAGAAGGACUGAAGACUGCGCCCAGUGUGACUUCUGCAAGGACAUGAAGAAGUUUGGAGGACCCAACAAAAUUAGACAGAAGUGCCGCUUCAGGCAGUGUGAGGUCCGAGCCAGGAAAAUGCUUCGUGUGAAAGAAGAAGAAUUCUCCCUGCGUGAGCGGAGGGAGAAUUCCCACCACAGACGAAGGCGGUACUCUGAGGACUACGACAGCGAGGCAGAUCUUUACCAGCAGUACAGGGCAGCGGGACUUGAUGCCGACUUGGCUUGGGGUAGCGAUGACGACGAGCCGGCUUUCAGUCCCGUCAUGCGUAAGAAAGCCAUAAAGGUGAAGCACGUUAAGAGGCGGGAAAAGAAGAUUGAGAAAAAAAAAGAGUCUCGCCGCCACAAACAGAAGCAGAAGCACAAAGACAGAAGCAGACACAGUGAGCGGGGGGACUUACGGGACAGUGGGGGGAUGCGUCAGUGUCUUGGGCCGAACUGUGUGGAAGCGGCGAGGCCCAACUCUAAAUACUGCUCUGAAAACUGCGGGAUGAAGCUAGCCGCCAAUCGGAUCUACGAGAUCCUCCCACAACGGAUCCAGCAGUGGCAGCAGAGUCCCUGUAUCGCUGAAGAGCACGGCAAGAAGCAGCUCGAGCGCAUCCGCCGGGACCAACAGAACGCCCGACUCCGCCUCACUGACAUGGAGCGCCGCUUCCACGAGCUGGAAGGCAUCAUCGCCAAGGCCAAGCAGCAGGCAGUUCAGCAGGAUGAGGAGGUGAACGAAGGGGAAAGUGAUGACACGGAUUUCCAGAUUUUCUGUGUUUCCUGCGGUCAUCCCAUCAAUCCAAAAGUGGCUCUGAGACAUAUGGAGAGAUGCUACGCUAAGUACGAAAGCCAGACAUCUUUUGGAUCUAUGUAUCCCACAAGAAUAGAGGGUGCCACUCGACUCUUUUGUGACGUGUACAACCCUCAGAGCAAGACGUACUGCAAGAGGCUGCAGGUUCUGUGUCCAGAACAUUCCAGAGAUCCCAAGGUUCCUGUAGAUGAGGUGUGUGGAUGCCCGCUGGUAAAGAAUGUUUUUGAUCCGACCGGGGAUUACUGCAGGGUAUCAAAAAGGAAGUGCAACAAACAUUACAACUGGGAAAAGCUGAGGAGAGCUGAGGUGGACUUGGAGCGAGUCAGAGUGUGGUACAAGCUGGAUGAGCUGUUCGAGCAGGAGCGUAACGUCAGGACUGCUAUGACCAACAGAGCUGGUCUGCUGGCUCUAAUGUUGCACCAAACUAUCCAGCAUGACCCUGUGACAACUGAUCUCCGUAGCAACAAGGAUAGAUAGUCAGCCUGAUUUGUUGCUGGAUUUCGAACAGUAGAUCAAUGUACAUAUAAUAAUUGUGGGCUAAAGAUUUUAAAGUUCUAGAUUACCUACUGCUUUAAAAGAUAAUUUUCUACCAUUAUAAAGCGUGUAUGAUAAUAUAUUUUCCCUAAAAGUGGUAGAAAAGCUACAUUUCACAACUGCAGUUUUUUGUAUGUGCAUUCUAAAUAAACUGCUUUUAUGGA
Messenger RNA from Cyprinodon variegatus (sheepshead minnow), 2087 nucleotides. It is a transcript of the gene cxxc1b, whose product is annotated as CXXC finger protein 1. Gene Ontology annotation, molecular function: zinc ion binding; DNA binding. The coding region runs from base 157 to 1866 and encodes 569 amino acids. Gene Ontology annotation, cellular component: Set1C/COMPASS complex. Lineage: Eukaryota; Metazoa; Chordata; Actinopteri; Cyprinodontiformes; Cyprinodontidae. The transcript has 14 exons. Gene Ontology annotation, biological process: positive regulation of DNA-templated transcription. The record is from RefSeq and is a predicted model, not a curated record.